Molecule: messenger RNA, 427 nt
Organism: Saccostrea cuccullata (small rock oyster)
Lineage: Eukaryota; Metazoa; Mollusca; Bivalvia; Ostreida; Ostreidae
Exons: 2
Coding region: 53-385 (110 amino acids)
Source: RefSeq, a predicted model, not a curated record
CAAAAGUAAAGAUGAGCAGGCAGCCAAUGACAGUAAGUCAUUCCUGAAGUUAAUGAAGUUUGAAUGGUCCACAAAAGUUACAAAACUAGCAAUAGUCAAACUUCAGAUUCGUAGCUUCAACAAGGAAAAAUGUCUCCCUGAGCCAGAGGACAUUAUUAAGAUUCAAGAAAAGAUUCGUAAUGACAUCAAAAACUUUGAUGAAAAGGACACAACACCACAGAACUUCAGAUUUGCUGCAGAAGUCUCUCAGGCUAGAUUGUUGCUGUAUAACAAACGUCGAUCUGGUGAAAUAGAGGGCAUCAGGGUUAAGGACUAUGUUAGAAGGCAGCAAAGUGUUACAAAUGUGGAGAGGUCAAUGAGAGCAGAACUCUCAGCACUAGAAUAAAAACUACUGGAAUCUCAAGAUCAGAUAGAAGUUCGUGGCAAG